Messenger RNA from Drosophila grimshawi, 2207 nucleotides. Its product is annotated as zinc finger protein with KRAB and SCAN domains 8. Lineage: Eukaryota; Metazoa; Arthropoda; Insecta; Diptera; Drosophilidae. The record is from RefSeq and is a predicted model, not a curated record. Gene Ontology annotation, molecular function: RNA polymerase II cis-regulatory region sequence-specific DNA binding; DNA-binding transcription factor activity, RNA polymerase II-specific. The coding region runs from base 91 to 2088 and encodes 665 amino acids. The transcript has a single exon. Gene Ontology annotation, biological process: regulation of DNA-templated transcription.
GCAGUUUUCAUUCCUAAUCACCAAUGCCACACGAUAAAUGCAAGCGCCCAAAUAGUUAUUGAAAACCGCGACAAUUGCAAACACAGUCCGAUGGACAUAAACGUCGACAUGUCCGAAAUAAUUGAAUUCGUAAUGCCAAUAAGACCCGAAUACGACAAUGAAUACAAUAACGAUGGCGAAGACGACGAGGAUGCUGACAGCGGUGAUCAGUAUGUGAUCCUGGAUGGUGUCGAUGUGGGACGCGAAUAUAAAUACGAAGAGUUCCACUUGACCAAGAACGAUGGCGACGGCGACGAGGAGCUGCUGCUCGACAAUACCCAGCUGCAUCAACAGCUCAUCAUUUGCCCUGAAAUCCAGCAGGCAAUGAUGCGUGUACCCAAAAACGAGUAUAUGCAGCCGGAACAGCUGUCCGACGAAGUAAUCGAUAUCGUCGAUGAGGAGGAGGACGAGCUGAUCAAUGAGAUGUACGAUGACGAUGGCGUCGCAGAGUACGAGGAGCAAUAUGAACACCAGGAGCAACAAUAUGAGCAAUAUGAGGAUGAGACGGAACCGGAACAAGAACAAGAUGGCUUUCUAUAUAUGGAAACGCAGCAAACAGAAACAGAAACCGAAGCCGAAACAGAAACCAGACCAAUCGACACCCGACUGGACGCGUUGACCAUACUUCAUAAUAAUAAGUCAUCGCCGAACAGUGCCCAACAGAGUACAACACAUCCGCCGGCUGUGGAUGACAGCGAUGCAUAUGUGGAAUGCAUUGAUGCAACUGCUGCGGAACUGGUCAGCAGCGAGGAACUGGCAAAGCCCAGUGAUAAGAUGUUGGAUCAGUUUAAGGGGCCACGUCGCUAUCAGCUCUACGACGAGCUGAUUGCAACGAUUGUCGACUUUGAUGAGGAUGGCACACCCAUUGUCGAGUUCCGUAUGAUUGCCAACACACUGGAUGAGAAGCUGCCGAUUGAGUGCGGCAUCUGUCCGGAUGUUAUGCACAAAUCGAAACUGGCCAAGCAUCAGCGGACACAUCUGGUGUCCAGCACCAAUCGGUAUGCGUGCAUCUAUUGCACCGAAACGUAUCGGGAUUGUAAAUAUCUGGCGGGGCAUGCCCGUCGUCACAUGGGCGUCCGGCCGUAUGUUUGUGAGCCGUGUAAAUUGUAUUUCUCCACCAAGCAGGAUCUGCGUGUGCACAAUCAGCGACGGCACCUAAAGAAGGAGCACAUCUGCGAGAUGUGCGGCAAGACGUUCGCCCAGAACACCCAGCUGAAGCGGCAUCGCGAGGCGACACACGAAAAGAAGCGACGAUUCCAGUGCAACCACUGCCAGAAGGCCUACUACAAGAACUUCUCGCUGCAGGAGCACAUUCGCAACGUCCAUAUGGGCAAGCGACGGAUGUUGAAGUGUCCGUUCUGUGGCAUGCAGUGCCGUGAUGCCCACAAAAUGGCCAGGCAUCGCAAGGAGAUGCAUCUGAAUCAGGAUACGUAUGUGUGCCAUCUGUGCCAGGAGGAGUUCACCGACAUCAACUAUUUCGAUGCGCACAAACGUUCCAUACAGUGCCGCAGCAAUACACGCCGGUUGGUCAGCGAUGAUCGGAGUAAUCCACACAAUGUCGAUGGCAUUUUCAGUGCCGAUAAUGGCGAUGUUGAUGGCGAUGGCGAUGAGCUCGCUGGUGUGCUCGACGAGGACUUUGAUGAGGAUGCCGGGCUCCUGGCCGAGCAUAACGAUGCCGUUGAUGGUUAUGCGGAUGCCGAGGCGGAUGUGGAUGCGGAUGUGGAUGCGGAUGCGGAUGAGGAACAGCUACAGAUGCACAAUAAUCAAGCAGGGAUCUAUGAAACUACUGCCAACGAUAGAUUUCUGCACGACGAUGGCGAUGAGCAGCAACAGCAGCACUACGAUCAAAAUACCUACGAGGAUGAGAGGUCGCUUGUGGAGCAGGUGAUUGCAGACGUUGGCGAGGAGCAGUUUCUGGUGCAGCUGGAGCAGCAGUCCCUUGAACAGCUGGAGCGUUAUCAUAAUCAAGAUCAGCAGCAGCCCUUUGCUGACCAGUAUAACGAUGAUGAGCUGAUCUACGAAAUCACACUGGAGACUGAGGAUAACUGAGCUUUUGAGCCUUCAAUUUUAUUUCCCUCCCUCGCCCUCCCCAAAAUCACCGAUGCCCAAUUUCCUGAAACUCAUCGCGUUUCUCAAACAGAUUGUAAAUACAUAGUAAAUACAUAAGA